Molecule: messenger RNA, 969 nt
Organism: Populus euphratica (Euphrates poplar)
Lineage: Eukaryota; Viridiplantae; Streptophyta; Magnoliopsida; Malpighiales; Salicaceae
Product: ethylene-responsive transcription factor ERF016-like
Exons: 1
Coding region: 301-768 (155 amino acids)
Biological process (GO): regulation of DNA-templated transcription
Molecular function (GO): DNA-binding transcription factor activity; DNA binding
Source: RefSeq, a predicted model, not a curated record
AGUUGACCUUCGAGAAGCCGGGAUAACUAUAAGAAAAAGCAGGUGCAUGUCGAGGUUCGAACAUAUCAUCCACGUGUUAACUUUUGGACGCCUUUACAAAAAUCUCAACAACGUGUAAGCGCCCAGAAGAGUCUUAAGGGUUGGAAAUUCACUACCAAGCCACUUUCCAUGUUCCCACCUCAAUCGACAUCAGACCACGUGGAAAUCACACACGCAUCCAUCCGAAUCCUGCCUCAGAACAGUAGCCUUAUAUAAGCAAAUACCCACAGGGUUCUCAGUAUUUGGAAAACCAGCGUUGAAAUGGUGAGAGAAAGAAGGGAGAGAGGAGAUGAUAACGGGCGUUACAAGGGAGUGAGGAUGAGAAAGUGGGGAAAAUGGGUAGCAGAAAUAAGGCAACGUAACAGCAGGGAUAGAAUAUGGUUAGGUUCAUAUAAUACUGCAGAGGAAGCAGCAAGAGCAUAUGAUGCUGCUGUUUUGUGUUUACGAGGGCCUUCGGCAACGUUUAAUUUUCCAACGAAUAUACCGGAAAUCCCUGCCUCGACAGAUCAAGUAUUGUCUCCAAUGCAGAUUAGGGAGGUUGCUUCCAGGCAUGCAAGAAGGGGGAGUACUGUGGAGCUCGCAGAGAGGAUAGUGGGACCUGGGUUGUGUGAAGUGCCGUCUGGGAGGAGUGGAGAGGUGUACUUGGGUGCUGCAGAGAAUAUGGAGGAAUGUUUGGAGGGGAUUUUUAGUGGGGCACACUAUCAAACACCUGGUGUGUGGACAGUUUAAGUUUGUUAGCGGAGCAUCUUCUGUUCUUUCUACAAUUUGUUUGUCCUGGGAAUUGGGUUGGUUCUUUCUACUUGCAUGAUACUCGUUAAUCAUAGUUGAUAGGAUUUUGCUUGUGCAUUUUUCUAAGAUUUUGUAGUCUUUAAUUCGUAAACAGAAAUAAAAAGAAAGGAAAGAAAAAUAAAAUUUUGUGCAUGUAUUUAA